Molecule: messenger RNA, 1122 nt
Organism: Rodentolepis nana
Lineage: Eukaryota; Metazoa; Platyhelminthes; Cestoda; Cyclophyllidea; Hymenolepididae
Source: the annotation of a GenBank genome assembly
UUUGCGAAAGAUGAGAUAGAAACACUGGAAGCAAUUACAAAACAUCCAUCUCCACCUCCCUGCAGUCGGUCUUCAUCUCAGGAGAGUUUCCGUGAAAAUACUUCCGACCACAGGCCAAUUGGAAAUGACAACGCCAACCUACUUCGAGCUCUUGAAGAGGGCAAUAUUGAUACCUCCUUGGAUCUCCGUGGUUCGCAGGAACAUCUCCUUGGAAAAAUGCAUCAAACACGAUGGUACCUCCCUUCAUCGUCUAUGGAAUUCGACAAUACUCCAGUGGUAAAGAAAUCAGCAGAGCUCGACAUGGACUUGAAGGUUAAAGAUACCGAUGCAUUGCUGGCGUCUAGAAUGAAGCGAGGCUGCCUUUUCACCCAUCGGUCCCCCCCAUAUCUGCGACAAAGAAGCAACCUAUCCAUGGACUCCUUUCUACCUCCACAUGAUGAAGUUGAAAUACCCGAUACAGCAGCAAGAUUAAUAUGCUCUAUUGAACGCGUUAAUGAAGCAUGUCUGAAUGAAGACUUUCAGAGUGAAGUUCCACCUCCAACCCCAAAUUUGACACCCCCAACAUGCGAACUAACUUCAAAGCAACUGACUGACAACUCCGGUUCAAUUCUGAGCGGAGCUGAACAGAAAGAACUAAGUGUAAUACUCUUUAAUCUGCUCCGAGAUGUACAAGAAAUGCGAACAGAUCUUCAGUCACUCACAACCGAAGUGAGCUCCCUCAAACAGCAACAACAAAUGACCCGACCUAACCAGAUCCUUCUAUCAGAUAACAAUCCUCAAUAUCCCCUCAAAUCCAACAUAAUGAAACCCGCCUCUGUCCUCUCACCUUCCAACUCCUGCUUCCUACCUGGGCACUCUUCAGUUGACAGCAUUUCGUCUGAAGAGGGUUGGAAGGCUCCCGACUCUGGAACACCUGAAACAUCAAAAACACAUGGAGUCACAACGUCUCCUCAAUCCCGAUGUGUAACUUUCAGUCUGCCAGAAAAACCGAAACGAAAUCACAAGGAGAAGCAAGUGCACAAAUCGGAGACGAUACGAGACACUGGUGAGAUGUCGUCUGAUCUUGUCGAGACACCUUUUUCACCAGCCUCUUCCAUCUCAUCUGAUUUCACUAGAAAAUAG